This is a messenger RNA of Letharia columbiana, 1434 nucleotides long. RefSeq lists its product as uncharacterized. The coding region runs from base 1 to 1434 and encodes 477 amino acids. Gene Ontology annotation, molecular function: protein binding. The record is from RefSeq and is a predicted model, not a curated record. The transcript is spliced from 4 exons. Lineage: Eukaryota; Fungi; Ascomycota; Lecanoromycetes; Lecanorales; Parmeliaceae.
AUGUCACCUCUCUGGCGGUGUGAAAGCCUGUUGAGGAUUUUGGCAUUCUUAGAACCCAGCUGUAUCGAAGAAGCGAUUUUCGAAGAGUGGGUAUUGCCUCUCCCAGCUCAAGAUCUUCUCGGAGAGUCAAGCGAGUACAAAUCAGCCCGUACAACGCUCCUCCAGGCAUCCCUCAUUGAGCACAAUGAAGAGGACAACACAAUAACCGUCAAUUCCCUGGUCCAAACUGCAGUCAAAGCACAACUGAGUGCCGAAGACACUGCAAAUAUCUUCUGGAAUACCGUCUGUAAUCUCGCAAUACAAUGGCCGUCAGCAAGAGAAGCCCCCUCCAAGAAGACGAUACAGAGCACACCGCCAAAGACGCAUUCCGUUUGCGAAUGGCCCAAACGUGAAAUGUUGUACCACCACGUUUUACAACUAAAGGAGACGUGGGAGAACAGGUUCAAAGACGAGUCGACAACCUAUGAUAUACAAUGGGCAGGGCUUCUCGCUGACGCAGCAUGGUGGCGAUUCGAGCGUGGAUAUGCAUGCAAAUUUGAUGAUCUCUACGGUGCAGCUGUCAAGAUCUGUGACAGAAGCGAUGAUCCAGACAAGGAACCUCUGAUGGUCGACAUGUGUCUCGGUAUCGCUGCUAUUGCAGCGGAAACCAACGCCCACCCCUCCAGCAGAAAGCUCAAAUCACAGGCGCUAGAUCUUCAGCUAAAAUACCUCGACGGUACUAAGAUCGAAGAUUCCCGCCUUUCUCGAUGCUAUGUCGAGCUAGCAAUCGCUUUGAUACAGGAUCGAGAGUAUGACAACGCGAUCCCAAUGUUGUGGCGAGGGGUGGACAUCAAGACUCAUCUAGGAUUAUUCAGCGCACUUGCUUAUGCAAAUCUAGGACUUGUCCACAUAUUUCAAGGUAAGUACGACGCUGCGGAGGAUAUCCUGAGCUUCGCUCUAUCCAUGCAGGAAAAGUCUUUUGGCAAGAUGGACAGUGUUUCCUUUCGAACGGGUCGAGUACUCUACGCUUACGGGAAUCUUCGAGCUGCUCAAGGACGUUUCGUGGAAAGUCUUACGUAUCAUCAAUGGGCCCUCAAACAAUUCCGCUCUACUAUUGGUGAUAGUCACCAUCGUACCGCAGAUAUAUGUCACAAGGUGGCGGAAGAUCUCAUCCGAUUUGAAUGCUACAAGGAUGCUAUGUCGAUGAUUGACCAAGCACUUGAGACCUGGGGCCUCGAUCCUGGCGUAUACCAGCCAGAAAUCGCGCGUACGACCUAUCUCAAGGGCCAGCUACUAAAGGUCUUGAAGGAAGACGAGGAGGCAGACAGACUGAUUGAGAAAGCGACUGCUAUUCUGACAGCUACAGCUUCGUACCAUGGCACGAGCGGAUCUCAAGCAGACGCACUACCUAGCUCAAAAGACUUUGAUAGCCUCGUUACAUUUUGGUCACGAUAA